Messenger RNA from Cyprinodon tularosa, 3409 nucleotides. RefSeq names its product short transient receptor potential channel 7-like. Gene Ontology annotation, biological process: calcium ion transmembrane transport; manganese ion transport; regulation of cytosolic calcium ion concentration. The annotation marks the transcript as partial. Lineage: Eukaryota; Metazoa; Chordata; Actinopteri; Cyprinodontiformes; Cyprinodontidae. Gene Ontology annotation, cellular component: cation channel complex; membrane. The transcript is spliced from 8 exons. Gene Ontology annotation, molecular function: store-operated calcium channel activity; inositol 1,4,5 trisphosphate binding. The record is from RefSeq and is a predicted model, not a curated record.
CUUGGUCAGAUUCUGCGCAGUCCUUUCAUGAAAUUCGUGGCUCAUGCUGUCUCCUUCACCCUCUUCCUUGGCCUGCUGGUGGUCAAUGCUUCAGACCGCUUUGAGGGGGUCAAGAACCUGCCAAACGAAACCAUCACAGAUCACCCCCGACAGGUGUUCAGGGUCAAAACCACCCAGUUCUCAUGGACAGAGAUGUUGAUCAUGAAGUGGGUGUUGGGUAUGAUUUGGUCAGAAUGUAAGGAGAUUUGGAGUGACGGACCCAGGGAAUAUAUCAUGCACCUCUGGAAUGUUCUGGACUUUGGCAUGUUGUCCAUCUUUGUGGCGUCCUUCACGGCACGCCUCAUGGCCUUCCUGAAGGCAUCCAAAGCACAGCAGUAUGUGAAUAUGCAUGUUCCAGAUGAAGACCUCAGCAAUGCCUCUCUGCCUGAUGAAGUGGCUUAUUUCACUUACGCGAGGAACAAGUGGCGCCCCUCUGACCCUCAGAUCAUCUCUGAGGGUUUGUACGCCAUUGCCGUGGUUCUGAGUUUCUCACGCAUUGCCUACAUCUUACCAGCCAAUGAGAGCUUUGGCCCAUUGCAGAUCUCUCUGGGACGGACGGUCAAAGACAUCUUUAAAUUCAUGGUCAUCUUCAUUAUGGUGUUUGUGGCCUUCAUGAUUGGAAUGUUCAACCUCUACUCUUACUACCUUGGGGCCAAAUACAAUCCUGCCUUCACCACGGUGGAGGAGAGCUUCAAGACUCUUUUCUGGUCCAUAUUCGGGCUCUCUGAAGUGAUCUCUGUGGUCCUGAAAUACGACCAUAAGUUUAUAGAGAACAUCGGCUACGUGCUCUAUGGCGUCUAUAAUGUCACCAUGGUGGUGGUUCUCCUCAACAUGCUCAUUGCCAUGAUAAACAGCUCGUACCAGGAGAUAGAGGAGGAUUCAGACGUGGAGUGGAAGUUUGCCCGUGCCAAGCUGUGGCUGUCCUACUUCGAUGAGGGUCGAACUCUACCUGCCCCAUUUAACCUGGUUCCCAGCCCUAAAUCCUUCUACUACCUGGUCCUUCGCAUCAAGUCAUGCCUGAUACGCCUGUGUAAGGCCAAUGGCAGGCACCAUAGCAAUGAGGUGGAGAUGGGAAUGGUUCAUUCACAGGCCAAGGAUGAAAGGUUUAGGUCUUAUGCACAACCAGGCGAGGAGUUUAUACAGAGAAAAGCUCGGAAACACCCAACCAGAUAUCAGAAUAUCAUGAAGCGGCUCAUUAAACGUUAUGUGCUGAAAGCUCAAGUGGACAAAGAAAGCGAUGAAGUGAACGAGGGAGAGCUGAAGGAGAUCAAGCAAGACAUUUCUAGCCUCCGCUAUGAGCUGCUGGAGGAGAAGUCCGAGGCCGCUGGGGAGCUGGCUCUGCUCAUUCAGCAACUCGGCGACAAGUUUGGCAAAAACACCAUGAGACACUGACAGGCCUUGCAAGAUGGGGAGGGAGGAAGGAGGGUAAAUGGAGAACAAGGUUGUCGGAGAAAACAGAAACAGGCCACAUAGUUCACAAACUCAGUGGAGACAGGAGAGAAGCCAGGAUGUUUAUGUGAAUCGACAGGAUGGACAGAGAUUACUUAGAAGCUUAAGAUGUUGAAAGUUUGCAGAGUUCAAAUGAGCUACCUUUAGAAAAAAAACCCAAGUGCUUACGAUGUAGCAUGACCAGUUAAACAGAUGGGGGGAAAAAAUAUAACUGCAUCUGAGCAUGAGGAUAAAUAGUUGGUGGUAAAGUAAACUCACUUGGAGAGGCUUUGUGUUAACAGCUCAAUUCUAAUUAAAGGGAAAGUGGAGCGAGGAAGGAGAAGAUAGAGACAAGUAAGAAGGAGAAGAGACGAGUGUGAGCAGAUAUGGAGAGACACCAUGGAGCACAACAGCAUCCAUCGAAGCAAUGAGGGCCCCCACACCCACUGCCAAGAGACAUCAGUGCUUAUCACCAAUUUAGAGGGAGGAAAAGCCCAGUGAAAGGAUCACACUGGGAUCAGCGAGAAGAAGAAGAGAGAAAAAAAUAUCUUAGAAACUGCCAGUGCUACUCACAGCAGAUAAACUUGCUUUCUACCAUAUUUUGAAUUUGUCAGAUGAAGUACUGAUGCCUUUCAAGAUGAUGCACACACCUUUAUACACAAGGCUGUCUAAUUAAUGCCGCUCCAAUUUACAAUGCACCAUCUCUGAUGUAAGUCAGAGGCAGGAAGAUAUCUUUAUUGCACAGAUAUUAAAUUCUUUAUAGAAAUGACUUAUAAAAUAAAUAAUUAUUGUUGUGUUUCUCUUAAAAUAGAAGGUAACAGUCAGAACCAGAAAAUUAAGUAUUAGAUGCACAAAGUUAGCAUGAAAGAUACAGUUCUCUCAGCUGAGUUAUAGAUAUUAUAAACAUAAAUUAUACAAAAAAUACAAUGGAUAUUGUUAUAGAAUAACAGCAUUUUUCUCAGUUAAUAUUUCUUUCUAGUAUAUUGGUUAAAAAGAAUCACAAUCAAGUAAUCAACACAGAGGAUUGAGACAAAGUCCAUGUAAUCAGUUGUUGUGUGAUAAAGUGGAAUGACAAUGAAUAAGUAUUGAAUGGUUUAUUUUUAAUGUGUUCAAUGCUUAAUAGAUGAGCCUUUUUUUAGAUUAAAACUUUAUUUCCUGUAUCUAGAAACAAGUGGCUUGCCUUGCUAGCAUGAGAUUUUUGUCCAUUCUUCCAGUAUAUCUUCAAAUCUUGAAGCUAUUGUGGUCAAAUGUUCUCCUCAUAAGACCAAACUACUUUAUUUUAAAUAUUUCAUUGGAUUGCUCAAACUUAAAAUGUCCUUUAACAUGCUCCGUCUUCAUCAGUGCAGUGUUCUGACACCUCUUCUGAAUGUUCUCUGGACUCUUCUCUUUAUAAGGGUUUCAGGCACCAGGAUGAGGCCCGGUCCAGGGAACCUCUAUAGAGCACCAUAUAGGAGUUAUGGCAUUUUAUAUGAGUGUCCGAACAUUUAAUCGAGAAAAAAGUAGUGGACUCCAAAUUUCACGCAAUGCUAUUGGGGCGACAAAGAACCAAGAUGGUGCAAGUACCAUGCUAGGAUGCGAGGAACAAGAGUACGUGACCAAUGGGGAGCAAAAGGUAGUGAUCAUCUGUCCAAAUGGUCAGUUAACUUUGUGCACUAUAAAGUCCACUAUAUAGUCCCGGCUCCAUGUAGUGAUAGAAGGGUUAGGGAGCACAUCUGGAUAAAGUCUAUGGCCCAAUCCCAAACCACCCCUUAUGCACUACUCCAUAAACGAGAAUGGGAUGGCCUUUUCCCUCCACUGGAAAAGGAAAGCAGUCGUUGCUAUAGCAACACAUGGACGCCCCAUGUGUGGCUGUGGCACAUGUUUACAUGAAAUCCAGCAUUUACCCAUUUCUUAAAACAAAUGUAACUCAUCGUCUCCCGCUUUAUCCGAAACCGGGUCGUCG